Messenger RNA from Poeciliopsis prolifica (blackstripe livebearer), 3476 nucleotides. RefSeq names its product testis expressed 10 (gene tex10). The transcript is spliced from 16 exons. NCBI's taxonomy places the organism in Eukaryota, Metazoa, Chordata, Actinopteri, Cyprinodontiformes, Poeciliidae. Gene Ontology annotation, cellular component: MLL1 complex; nucleus. Bases 480 to 3305 code for a protein of 941 amino acids. The record is from RefSeq and is a predicted model, not a curated record.
UAUUUUUAAUACCGGGGCGUACCGUACGGAGACCCAGACGUGAACUGUUAUCAUUAUUUGCAUUGAAAACGCGCCUGAUUUCAUCGUUAUAAAAGCUUUUAAAACUUAUUUAAUUUCCAAAUUAAAAAUCUCACUCAUUAUCGAAUUAGCAAGGUGUUAUUUUAGCUUUAGCUCCGUUAGCUGCGCACCCCUUCAGGCCAACACAUCGAACGGACAGUGUUAAUAAACAUGAACGCUUUGAAUCAGAGGACCCAGUGAACAGCCAAGACGAAACUGAAUACGUCUUUUUAUAUAAAAUUAUAGCCGUAAACUUGGCGGAUAUGUGUUUAGCAUAACUGGAUGUUUGAUGACGUGAGAAGAUCUGACGGUUGAAGCCAAGCGUUUCUUUCUUUUUUUUUACUGUGGUAAGUUAAAAUCAGCUAACACCCAUGCUUGUUCCUGUAGGAAGAACGUGAAAGAAAUUCUAAGUGUCCACAAAGAUGAAGGCCAAAAAGAAGAAGAGGCAGGACGAUUUCCAAAAAGUUAAGCUUAAAGUGGGGAAGAAGAAGCCCAGGGCUGAUAAUGCCACCAACACUAACUUCCGUACAAGAGGAAUCUGUCUGCCUGACCAGUUAAAGAGAGACACAAGCGGCCCCACAACUCACAGACAGCUGGGCAUUAAUGAGCUCCUGUCUCAGCUGCAUCAUUACAAUGCCAAUGUGAAACACAGUGCCUUGUUGGGGUUGAAAGAGCUGCUGUCUCUGAGUCCUUCUCUGUUGGAACAGCAUCUUUCACGCCUGCUCGCCGAAGUGGCAGCUGUCCUCGCCGACAAGGAUGGAAAUGUUCGUGUGGCAGCAACCCGGGUUCUCAGGUUCAUUGCACAGUCUGUGCCGGUAGAACGAGUGGCUCCGUUCUUCCCUCUCCUCAGCGCUCACCUGACCUGCGCUAUGACCCAUAUCGAGCCAGUCAUCCAGGAGGAUGGCAUGAAUGUCCUGGACAUCUUCCUGGAGCAUUACCCCUCUCUGCUGGCCUCUCGACCUGUGGUGCUCCUCACCAACUUCUUGGAGCUGAUCUCUCACAGGCAGAACUCUGGAGGAGCCAGAAAGGCUCAGUACGCCAGGGGCCGAACCUGGACACUCUCAGUCCACCCAGACAGGAAAGUGACCAGCCAGCAGUGGCGCUUCUCUGUUCUUCUUCGACUUGGAAACUAUCUGCAAGCGGUUGUUGAGGAAAGACCAACGGAGGAGGACGACUUGUCUGUGCGAACCAAAGGAGUGUUCGGUUCAAGUGGGAUGGGCCGUCUUACCCCUCUGAAUCUGAACUGGGAGGAGCUAACUUACAAAAAGAUUGAUGUCAAGAUGUAUGAAAACUCUGGUGCCACCCCAACUCCCCACUCCACCUUUAAACUCAGACCUGAGAUGGACUCUGGUGGCGUGGGAAGCACGGGUCUGGACUCGGCUGAGACCAUUCAGAGUUUCGCAGGCACGCUCGUGCCUCUGCUGCUGGAGGUUUGGGUGGAAGCCUGCGCCGGAGACUGCUCCUGGAACAGCACCGAGGGCGCCCACCUGCUCACACCUGGCGCCAUGUCUGUAAUGUUCCAGGUCUUAUCUAUUCUCCAGCUGCUGAGGAAACUGCCCACUCACCGUGAGAAAAAGGAUGCACUGGAUGCUUGGUUUCGUCAGGAAUAUCUGGAAGACUUUAAACAACACUUCAUGAAGAACUUUCCGUAUGGUCUACAGGACACACCGAAACAUAAGAAGAGAGUUGAUCUCAAGAGGAACAAACAGACAGCGGCCGUCCCUUCUUCCACCGUAGAGCCCCUGGCUUUAAACAUCACGCUCUGCCAGGUCAUGGUGUCUCUCAGCCAGAAGCAGGGUCUCGGUCACGAGGCAGACAGGGACUGGCUGUCACCGCUGAGGGCUUUUGUUCGGGACACCCUGGGGAGUGGUGUGAAGCUGAGCUACAGGCAGCUACACAUGCUGCUGCGCACCGUGUGGAAGAUGGUGCUCACGCAGCAGAGCCGAGCAGUGACAGAGGAGCUGUUGGCGGCUGUUUACAUCUACUACAAGCAGAAGAACCUGCCUCUGCAGACGAGAUCGCUGCUGCUCUCCUUCUACAGCAAACUCUACCUGCAGGAGCAAGAGCACACACACAUUGCCAGGAGCAAGGUGUUGUGUCGAUGGCUGGCCUCUCUUCCUGUUCAGUUGUCCCAGCUGGGCCACCGUAACCCGGCUCUGUCUGCUCAGCUGAUCGUUUUCAUCCAUGCUGCAGCUUCCCGAGGAAACAAAGAGCUUCUCAAUAGUCUGCAGACGUACGCAUGCAGGCUCUACGAUCCUCAGGACGGUGUUGUGGUGCUGCUACCGGCAGAGUCCCAGCAGCGAAUGGUGCAGCUGCUCUACUUCCUCCCCAAAAUGCCCCAGCCUCUGCUGGCCAAUCUGAGCGGCUGCUGCACCGCUGGACGCAUCUCUGCGACCCUCGCUGCCUCCCUCAUCCGUAUCCUACACUUUAGGUCCUCUCUCAGCGGCUGGUCGGUCGGGAGCCAGGAAGCAGCUCUGCAGGACGUCGACUACAUCAGCUUCCUGUUCUCGACCCUGGCGGGCUUCUCGUCCGAACACCUCGCCGUUCUGCAGGACGAUGACACCGCCCUGCUGCCCUCCUCGUUCUCCCUCCUCUGCCUCUACCAAACGCCGCUGGAGCAGUUCACACACCACUGGGAUGUUGUCGAGGAGGUGUGUCACUCUCUGGAAACCAUCGGAUCAAAGUCGCAAUGCUUUGACAUUCUGCAAAAUGGCAUCUUCAGAUACCUGAUGAAGUUGGAGGUUGUUCCUGACAGCAUGGCAGCCGGGCUGCUGAGAGCCGUUUCCAGACUAUUAGACCUGUCCAUCCUCCCCGCCGAGCAGGUGCUGCGUUUCCUGUCCCAGUGCUGCCUCAGCCUGCUGGUGCUGCUGGUCAUCAUGCAGCAGCACGCGCCCACUGAAACCAACCACAAAAGGGAGGCAAUCUGGAGUUCCUGUGUGACGGCGCUCAGCAGCGUUCCUCGCCUGCUGCGGAUCGUUCUGCAGUCGAUGCACGUCGGAGACCUGAGCGCAGAGGAGCUGCCGCAGCUCGGCCAGAUCCUCUCGAUGCUGCUGCAGCACACGCCGCUGCACAACCAACUGAUGGCCAACGCCGUGCUGCUGCAAGAGCUCAUCCAGAAUCUAACGAGGUUUUUCCGGGGAGCGACCAGAGAGCAGUGGCUGACAGAUUUGCUCUACUGUUACAGCGUCACCGUGGCUCACGGCACCUCUGCACACCGUGGGAGCAUGGGCCUCAGAGACAUGUACUAACUUCACACGUUUAGCAGAGACAGAAUCAAGAAACUGUUUUUUUUCUUUUUCACUCGUAGUUCACAUAAACUUCACCUUUUUUUGUUGCCUUUCUAAGUUUUUCCUUAGUCUUUAUUAAAGCGUGGAAAACCUUUGUUUAAAAAAAUAGAAUAAAGGAAAAUUAAAAUCAAA